Molecule: messenger RNA, 924 nt
Organism: Penicillium hordei
Lineage: Eukaryota; Fungi; Ascomycota; Eurotiomycetes; Eurotiales; Aspergillaceae
Exons: 3
Coding region: 1-924 (307 amino acids)
Source: RefSeq, a predicted model, not a curated record
AUGGCCGAGACACAAGCUCAGCCCCAUGACUUUCUCAGGUCCCUCGUUCAACAGGCCAGAGAUCUCGAGCCUGAUUUCCCUUCUCCCGAUGACUUCCAAAAACUUGGAAUUAAAGCAUUCCAGGUAUCCCUGGCUCCGGAAAAUGACGAAAGUCUCCAAUUUGAACCCUGCUUCUUUCGGCCGCACCCCGAUAAACCGUUUCAGAAAUAUCCAAUCCACGUUUUGGCCUUGGAAGAUGAUCCACAGGACAUACAAUACACCGAAACCUUGAAAGAUUACAUAGAGGAUGCUCUGACGGAGAAUUCCCCUGAAAACGCUCCAAUAAUUGCGAGAAUGGAAUACAAAAUGUCGUCGGAUUUUCCGCCAGAGCGCGAUCCAUACAAUGCCAAGGAUGUAGAGAAGAUGAUUGAGUCUCACAUCCGGGUGAGUGAAAAUGACCCUGAUACUUACGAGGGAUUUGGAGAUCCAAAACCGUGGCAAGUGAUCAAUCAUUACCGAUACAGCAGUCGCCCUUUGAAGCCGCAUGUAUCGCUCAACUCUGGCCUGAUACAAGCCAGGGGCCUCACUAGCCACGAGCUGAGAGCCAUCGUGAACGUGAUGCUUCUUCGAGUGAAUCACAAACCGUUCGGCAGAUGCCAUAUUCAUCCAGUUUUGGUUCUCUCUUUUAUGGGCGAUUAUCAGGGGAGAAUCAUUCAAGCUUCGUAUGAUGGAAAGGGACUGAUUCUACAAUACUCGCAACUAUGGAGCUUUGCAGACAUUACGCAGCCAAAUAGUACUUAUUUUAUAACACAUGUGUAUAGUGCCCGCCAUGUAGAUAUAUGGAAACAUUCUGUGGAAAGGAGCGUAUACACUUUAGUCCAACCUCCCAUCUUCAACUCUCCUGACCUCUCCACCACCAAAACCUCCAGGUCGAAAGUGCCCUAG